Messenger RNA from Alternaria arborescens, 930 nucleotides. RefSeq lists its product as hypothetical. The record is from RefSeq and is a predicted model, not a curated record. The transcript has a single exon. The coding region runs from base 1 to 930 and encodes 309 amino acids. Lineage: Eukaryota; Fungi; Ascomycota; Dothideomycetes; Pleosporales; Pleosporaceae.
AUGCUGUCUAAGAAGUCGUCGAUACUCAUUUCGUCUUACACUAACCUCAGUCCCCUAUACUAUGCUCACGUCCCGAGCUGCUGCCCUCCACAGCCGCGGAAGUCAUGCCGUCAUACAUUCUCACGUCUUGAGCCCGCACGACAACGGCGCAGCUACGCCCAACAUCAGCAUGUGCCCGCGUACCCCGACGACGUAGAACUGCUGAAAUGGCCAGAUGCCGAAAAACCACACAAAACACCCACCCCCUACCAGAUUCUCAAAUGCAGAAAGGGCGAUGCAUACACCAAGCACCGCUUCUAUGCCCUCGUCAAGCUCUACCACCCCGACCGCUGCCAUGCCUCGGCCGCUAUAGCUCAGCUGCCCCUUCACGUGCGCCUCGAGCGCUAUCGAAUGCUAGUCGCUGCACACGACAUCUUGUCUGAUGUCCAGAAACGCAAAGCGUAUGAUGCCUGGGGCCACGGCUGGGCCGGCCACCACCAGACACCCACCGUACCCCGCCAUAAUGACUGGGAUUAUGAUCCAAAUCGCUGGGCCACGGACCCGCGUACCAAUGCGACAUGGGAAGACUGGGAGCGCUGGCACUACGAGAACGGCGGCGGCGGCAAGGAUGACGCGCGAACCAUCCAGAUGUCCAACUUCACCUUCAUGGCCCUCAUUUUUGCCUUUGUAAGCAUAGGUGGUGUCGUGCAGGGCACCAGGUUUAACACCUUCAACAACUCAGUCAUUGAGAGGCGGGACCAGAUACACCGAGAGGCGAGCAUGGAGUAUCGGCGGAGUAGGAAUGCUACCCUGAGCGCAAGUGGAGAUCGCGACGAGCGCAUACGCACCUUCCUGGAGCAUAGGGAGUCGACUAUUGUUGGCGAGCAAUCCUACCAGCGCUUGCUCCCGCCUGCCGACACUUGCUCGCCAGAAGAGGUCAGGAGGCAGUAA